Molecule: messenger RNA, 1641 nt
Organism: Tetrapisispora phaffii CBS 4417
Lineage: Eukaryota; Fungi; Ascomycota; Saccharomycetes; Saccharomycetales; Saccharomycetaceae
Exons: 1
Coding region: 1-1641 (546 amino acids)
Molecular function (GO): NADH dehydrogenase activity
Source: RefSeq, a predicted model, not a curated record
AUGUCUAUAUUCAGAAAUGCCGUCCAAAGAACGGCUUUAUGCUCAAGGGUUUCGUUAAGAAACCAACAAGUUUUAGGCUUGCAGAAGAGAACCUUCUCAAACUCGUUCAAGUUGCUCUCAAAUGAGAAAGCAAUUCCAAAACAGUCCCGUUCCAAGUUCUUCUUGAAAUACUUUGUUAACUCAGCUAUGUUGCUGGGUGUCGGUGCUACAGGGUAUUUGUUUUUCUCUCUUUACAGGGAGUCUCAUCCAGCUCCACAAAUCCCACAAUCAAAGACUUUUGCCAAUGGUUCCCCAAGAAAGACUUUGGUCAUCUUAGGUUCAGGUUGGGGUUCUGUUUCCUUGUUGAAAAACUUGGACACCUCCAAAUAUAACGUUGUUGUCGUUUCUCCAAGAAACUUCUUUUUGUACACUCCUUUGUUGCCUUCUGCCCCAGUCGGUACCGUCGAAUUGAAAUCGAUCGUCGAACCAAUAAGAGCUAUUGGCAGAAGAUCAAAAGGUGAAGUUAUUUACCAUGAAGGUGAAGCCAGUGACGUCGAUACCGUUAACAAGGUUAUCAAAGUCAAGUCCUCUAUGAACGGUGCUCCUCAUGAAUUCGAUGUUAAGUACGACUACCUGGUCGUCGGUGUUGGUGCUCAACCAAACACUUUUGGGACUCCUGGUGUCUACGAACAUGCUUCCUUUUUGAAGGAAAUCUCUGACGCUCAAGAAAUUAGACGUAAGGUCAUGACCACUGUCUCCAGUGCUGCUAGUUUGGACCCAAGUGAUCCUGAAAGAAAACGUUUAUUGAGUUUCAUUGUUGUCGGUGGUGGCCCAACCGGUGUUGAAUUUGCCGCUGAAUUGCAAGAUUUCGUCGAUCAGGAUUUAAGUAAAUGGAUGCCAACUAUCUCAAAGGAAAUUAAGGUCACUUUAGUCGAAGCUUCUCCAAAUAUUCUGGGUAUGUUCGACAAGUCAUUGAUUCAAUACACUAACGAUUUAUUUAAGAAGGAAAAAAUUGAAGUCAAAUUAAAGACAGCAGUCAAGGAAGUUAAAGAAACUACUGUCACCACUAAAUGUGGUGAUGUCGUUGAAGAAACUCCUUACGGUAUUUUAGUCUGGGCUACUGGUAAUGCUCCAAGAGACGUCUCUCUGAAGUUGAUGUCCAAAUUGGAAGAACAAAACUCCAGAAGAGGUCUAUUGAUCGAUGAUAAAUUGAGACUAUUAGGUGGUAACGGUUCUAUUUACAGUAUUGGUGAUUGUACUUUCCAUGCAGGUUUGUUCCCAACUGCCCAAGUUGCUUUCCAAGAAGGUGUCUACUUAGGUGAGGUUUUCAACAAGAUCCACAAAAUCGAUCAACUAAAAUGGGAAUUGUCCAAUACUCAAGACAAGUCCUCUCAAGAAAAGAUCCAAGCAAAGAUUGACAUCAUGAACUCCAAGAUUGAUGACUUUAAAUACCACCAUCUAGGUGCUUUGGCUUACAUUGGUUCCGAGAAGGCCAUUGCUGACAUAGCAAUGGGUGAAUCUAGGUACAACUUAUCUGGUUCAUUCACCUUCUUAUUCUGGAGAUAUGCAUACUUAUCCAUGUGUAUUUCUGCCAGAAAUAAGGUUUUAGUUGCCCUUGAUUGGAUCAAGGUCUCUAUUUUCGGUAGAAACUCCUCUGUUUAA